This is a messenger RNA of Pseudo-nitzschia multistriata, 2718 nucleotides long. Lineage: Eukaryota; Bacillariophyta; Bacillariophyceae; Bacillariales; Bacillariaceae. The record is from the annotation of a GenBank genome assembly.
AAGGGAUUACUACUCAAACCAGUACACAGGAACAAGUCGAAUCGCACAUCUUGUCAUUCAGCUCAAGAUACCAACCAAUCGUGGUACUUUCAGGCUGCUGAAAGAAUAAAGAAUAGCCAUGGUGUACAUGCUUGAUAAACUAAACAGCGAUGAUGAUACGGGACGGAUUGAGCAGUUGGAGGCGGAAUUACAACGUGUACGCAAGGCUUUCCAUGACUUUAUGUCUACAUCUGAAGGUCUCGACAUCGACCUGAACAAAGAACUGAAAGAAAUGCGUAAGUUAUGCCCAGAUGUGAAUUGUAUCAGUGGUAAAUUUAGUCGAGUGGAAUACUUCGAAACAAGAUUUCUAACACGAAAUGAAACUUAAUACAAUCGAACAGAGGAAAAACUGAAGCACUCUACCUCUGCAAAUCAGUCUUUAGCAAAGAAACUACAAGAUAUGCAGCAUAUUUUACUGGAUCUAGAACGUUCUUCAAAAGAGACGAAACAACGACUCAAAAGCGAGACAAAAUUGCGACGAGAAGCUGAGAGGGCUUUGGCAGAAUUAGAAUCAGCACCUAAAAAUAGAGCUAGUGCUUUUCCAAUCAAAAGUAUGGAUAGUGGCAUCGUAACCGAAACAGCUUCUAACACAACUAAAGGGUAUGCAGAGCGCGAGUUGGAAGCAGUUACAGCUGAACUGAUUGCUACCCAGAAAAAAUUACGGAAGACGAAGGACGAUCUGGACAAGUCACAGGCACUUACUAAAGACUUGGAAAGAAAUCUCCAUAAUAUCGGAGGUGACGAAUCAGCAAAAAUUCUGUCGGGAGAUGACGAAGCACUUCUACGCGAGCUGGACGAAAUCAGAGCAGAAAUCGAUGCCGCAAGGAACGAUAUUCAGUCACAUUCACCGAAUAAAAUUCUUGGUAAACAACAGAUUUUUGACUACGAGAAAGAGCUUGAAGAUACCAGGGAAGAAAAUGCAAGACUCACUGAAGAGAUUUCUUGCCUACGAAAUAUAAUCUAUGACCAAGAUACGGUGGGCAGUCUCGCUAACGAAAAAGCCUUGAACCACGUUGACAAAGUCAAGUUACGAAGAGAAGUCGAAAGUUUGCGAAAUAAACUACAAAGGGCGCAAGAUGACUACGAAAGGCAAAUAGUGGACAUAGAAAUCUACUGGAGGAACAAAUCUCAGCAAGCAAACAUAGAGAAACAUGAUCCCGAAGAGGUUAGCGACGAUGAUAUUAUCGGACUCAAAUUUGCCAACGAUAACUCAUCUAGUCGUAGAGAAAGGGCAUUGGAAAAGAAAGCCGUUGAAGCAGAAGAAUUGCUUAAAAAAUCUGAGGAGGAAUGUUCGAAGAUGAGAUCCGAGGUUCUAUCGUUGACGGAAUCAUUGUACAAAGCUCGUCAGAAUCGUUCCGAGGCUUCAAAGAUAGGCAUAAAUGAAUCGAAACGUCAAGAAGGUGUACUUCUAGAAGCGUGGAAUGAGGUCGAGGAUAAGAAAAAGGAAAUUAUUGCGUUAGAGAAUCAACUAGUUUCUACACAAAACGAAGUGCGGUUGCUUUCUGAGGAGAUAUCGAACAUGAGCGGUGCGUUCGAAAAAGCUCAACUAGAAUACAACUCUGUCGUUGAUGAGUUGGAGAAAGUUCAAGAUCUUUACGAGUUGUCUCUCAAAGCAACAGAAUCAAAUUCAGAUGGUGCCGAGAUCUCCUUGCUUCGAACUCAGUUUCAGAUACUGAACGAAAAGAACGAAGCUCUCGGACGGCACGUUAAAAAGAUGGAGAAUGAGAUCCUGUCCGUUCGUGAGGAACAGGAAGAAGUUUUGGUUGGCGUUGAAGCGAGAACAGCAAUAGCCGAGGAAUUGCAAGCUACAGUCGAUCGAGCUGUGGAUGAAACUGACCAGAGAAACCAGGAAGUCGAAGCAAUAACAAACAUGAUGGAAGCCCGAUUGAGAGGUACUGAAGAAAGUGUCGACAUGCUUGAAAAGCAAAUUUCUGCAGUUUCAAGAAUAGCUUCCAAUGGGGCUACUAUUGCUGGGACGAACGAACAAAGCCCAUCAAAUGGAUGGCUCAUGAAUCAGUAUUACAGCGAAAAAAACGAAAAAGCUAAGGCUGCAAUUUCUGCAACAAUGUCGUAUUUGUCCGCCAGCUCGAAAUCUUCUGUUGGAAGAGAUGAAGACGACAAGAUUUUAGAUGAUCUUCUGAGCCUAGCAGAGCGAACUGCUACAUCGGCUAGUGAGGUCCAAAAUGCAGUGCCUUCUGUUCAAAAGAACCCUUACCAAUCGACUAUCGAUGGUUCACCUCGGCUUCUCGAGAUUAGCAAGGCGAUUGAGAAACUGACAACGAUAUCAAACACGAACAAGUGGUCUCCAAAGACCGAAACCAGCGAUGGUGAUGAUACUGUAGGUAGUGCGACUGCCUCGCUCUCUUCGAAUAGUCUUCAAAGUAUUCGAUCGAGGAGCAAGUAUGCAGAAAUUCUUCAGAAGGUUGCAGAUUACAAUAAAUCUUUUUCACCAGUGGCGGAAAACGAAAACGACGAUGAAGCUCGUGGAGAGGUUGGAGUGGAAGAAAGAGAAUGAAUAUUGGUCAUUCGAUGACAACGCAAAUCUCUUGUAACGGCUAGUAAUAUGUACUUAUAUAUGGUAUUUCGAAAGCAACUUGUUAUUUAUACUACGUCAUUUCCUAAUUGCCAUAAUUGAAUUACACGUACAUAUUCUGAAUUGAAUAAUUUAGAAAUUCUAGU